AUGAAACGUAAAUUAAGUGACCAAACAAAUGAAUUGGCUCCUUUGAUUUCAAAGCCAUCAACUAAAUCAAUAAAUGAUUUUAAAAUAAAAUCAACAACAACAACAAUAUCAUCAAAUAGUAUACUUUCUAUUCGCCGUUCACAUCUUCCAUUGAUGAAUGCUGGUAAUGGAUUUUAUUCUACUUCAUCACCAUCACCGAAACUUCCAGCAGCAGAUGAAUAUCAACGAAAAAAACGAACCGAUCGAGCACUUAAUGGUCUUGGUUUUAUUAAUCCAGGUCCAAAGAAUUUAGUUAAUGUAGCUAAUGUUCCAUCAAGACGUACAAAAACUCGACAACCAACUACACAAGAAAAACCCAGUGCAAAUAAACCAUUAUAUGAUGAAUCAGGUCUUCUUAUAUGUGAUCAAACAGAUCGAUGUGAUUGUAAUCGUUUAAAAUGUCCCGGAUGUUUUAUAUCUUGUACAAAUUGUCAAUCACCAAAAUGUGGUCUUGAAUGUCGAAACAAUCGAACUUAUUGUUAUGAAUAUCGUUUAUACGGUACUAAUAAAGAUAUAAUUCAACAAUAA
Rotaria sp. Silwood1 is the source of this 567-nucleotide messenger RNA. NCBI's taxonomy places the organism in Eukaryota, Metazoa, Rotifera, Eurotatoria, Philodinida, Philodinidae. The record is from the annotation of a GenBank genome assembly.